AUGAUAGAUACCGAGGUACCCAAAAAGCCACAAACACAACCUAAAUCUGAAAAAUUCGCAUUUCCUAAUUGCAAGAACUCAGUAAGCCUUACCCUCUUAGAUGAACUUCAAAGUAUAAUCCCUGUAAUAGAACUUGUCAGUGUUAAGAGUAGAUCCUCGCUCUUAGUAUUUCAGAAAAAUGAGUAUACUGAUAAGGAGCUGUUCGCGCUUGCUGCGCGAUCGCGUGAUCGGCAGGCCAUUCGAGAAUUCCAAGCGGCCAUUUGCUGUCAUGGUUUAACAGAGAAUGGCGUACGACGGGCAAAGCAACGUCAGGAUAUUUAUUUUGUACUAAAAGGUUUUUUGUUGUAUAUACAGAAAUUCUUUUGUAACGAUAAAUUUGAGAUGAUUUGUGCAUUGUUGGUCUCCUUAACAGCAGUUAUUGUCUUUCAACAUUUCCACAGGGGAAUGGAGUCUGUGUACUUCGCUUCAGAACUCGCCAUAGAGGUGCUACUGCUGCUGCUUAUACUGCUUAUUAUAGAAGUCGAGCUUCAAGGAUGCAACCAAAUUACCUGUCGGUUCAGUAAUUACAGCGGAAAGGUCUGUAAUGUACAAAUUUAAAGGAAACGUACAACCACAAGGAGUAGUGAUUGGCUCUGGUCAGGAAACGAUAAACGACUCGGUGACAGUGCAAGCUCCAAAUAAAGAAGCUGUCAAACGCGAGAGCAAGAUAGUGCGUCAUGUGAUGGUUGA
This is a messenger RNA of Haemonchus placei, 729 nucleotides long. NCBI's taxonomy places the organism in Eukaryota, Metazoa, Nematoda, Chromadorea, Rhabditida, Trichostrongylidae. The record is from the annotation of a GenBank genome assembly.